UAUAUUGUUUUCAAUUAUAUAUUUCUUUUUUUCUUUUCACUUUUAACAUGUAUUGUCAUGUGAUCUAUCAAUCAAGUGAUCUCUGUUUGUAAUGUGACCUACUUGAUUGACCUGCUUUGAAAGAGUGGCAGCCAUUUUUGAGUGGCUCUGUUGAAGGCCAGUUUAGCCGAAACGCGUAGGCAUGUUUAAGCAGCUAAAUAAGAAAAUACAUUUUUAUAUGCAUCCUUCUUGAGUGCCUCGGAUUUGUCUUUAUCUUAAUUUUUUAAUAAAUCUGGAAUCCCUGCGCCGAAGAGCACCAUAAAGGAGUUACACCCUGUAGCACUCCAAACAGAACUGUUUUUUCCACUUUUUCAUCAUAUCAUUUCCUCGAAAGAGGGCUGUGUCAACUUGUCUGACUUUGCAAUGUGGGCAUGUUUGAGUAAAAAAUAUUCCUAAGUUGGUUGAAAACAUUUCCUUGGAAGAGGGCUGUGUCAACUUGUCUGACUUUGAAAUGUGGGCGGGUUUGAGUAAAAAAUCUUCCAACUGUUGGUUGAAAGCAUUUCUUCGAAAGUGGGUCGCUCCAUCAUGUAAGACCUCAAAUGUCCAAUCACGAGAGCAUGUCUGAAGAUGUGUGUGUGUUUGGGUCACUCAUUUGUAUGUGAGCGCGUACUGGUGUGAGGUGAAAACAGACAUUUUGGUCUCAUUGGCUGUGAAGCUGCCAGUGUCCUGCACCACCAUAUUAACUUCACACACAACUUCAGAUUCUUUCUCAUUGGUUAUUGCGGUCUGUCACAAGUCUGAACAAGUCAGUGUUUAGUGACAACACCCACCCUAUGCUUGGGAAACUUGAGACUUUUCUCACUGACCAAAUGCAUUCCUAUUCUCCAGGGUCUCUGUUUGAGGAUAUCCACUACAUGAGGUGAUCAUUUUGCUGUCACUUUCCAUGAGGAGGUGAUCAUUUGCUGUGUUUUUCCUGAACUGGAUUUAUUUCUUCGUAAUGGAGGUGGACCAUCUGGAGGACAACUGCACGGCCCAGAACAAGCCCCUCUAUGUGUUCUACUCCACGGUGUUGUUUGGGGAGUUCAUCUUAGCUCUCCCCCUCAACGCGUCGGUCAUCUAUCUCUUCAUCUUCAAGCUCAAGUUCUGGAAGACCAACGCCAGCAACAUCUUCCUCUUUAACCUGGUGCUGGCGGACAUCUUGCUCCUCUUCUGCCUGCCCGUGCGCGCCUACAACUUCCAGCAGGGCAAGAGGCGCAGCGAGAACGAGGUGGUCUUCCGUGCCUUGCUCUUCAUCCUCUUCCUCAACCGAGGUGCCAGCAUCGUCUUCCUCACCGUUGUCUCAGCGUACCGCUACUUGAAAGUGGUCCAUGCUGGUCGCAACUGCACGCGGGAGAUCCACAAGCACUCGCCGCUCAUCGCCGGGCUCAUCUGGCUGGUCCUGCUGCCGCUGACCAUCCCCAUGAUGCUGCGUCCGCUGAGUAAGAGCCUGUGCAGCGACGAGGACAAUGUUGUGGACGUCUUCCGUGAGAUCGUGUUCUUCACGGAGAACCUCGUGCCGUUCGUCAUCCUCGUCCUGUGCACGGUGGGCAUCACCACGCGGCUCCGCCAGAACACGGUGGGCGACCAGACCAUGCUGCGGCGGGCGUCGUUCCUAGUCGCGUCCGUCAUACUGGUCUUCUCACUCUGCUUCCUGCCCUGCACCAUCUCGCGCAUGGUGCUCCUGGUGGUCAGCCGAGGGUCCGAGUUCUCCCCGGAGGCCAAGGACGUCGCGCUGCAGGUCUACGAUGGCCUCAAGUGUCUGGAGUACCUGGAGCUCCUGCUGGACCCCAUAGUCUACUGCCUGAGCAGCACCAAGUUCAAAAGCCUUUACAUGGAGACCUACUUGCCUUUUCUGCUGACUAAAAACAAACAGGACUCGUCAAACGUGCCCGCCGCCAGGCAAGCACAGGCACUCCAGGAAGAACCGACUGAGGAAUCCGAUGACGUCUAAUACACAAGAAUACUUUCAGUGUUAUGGUCUACAGGGUAACAAAAACUAAGAUUUAUAUAUUUAAAUUCCAUUGGCAUACUGUCUAUAGUGGGUGAGAAGUUGCUUACACUCCUACACAUGUUGUUUUUGCAACAAAUAAAUGUUUCGUUAUUGGUUGAUACUUGUGGGACCGUGUUGAAAGGUAGUCUGAAGUAGACAGUCUGCAAUUGCCUAAACAGGGAUAUUUCACGUUUCUUUUGUAUGGACAACCUUCCUCGACCCAAUACACCCCUAUCCUCUCUUCUAACCACCAUCACCAGCACAAUGUUAGCUGUAGAUGAUAUCACAGAAGCCAGUUUGUGGCAAAUGUUUUUCAUAUUCACAUAGUUAUAUAAAAGUCUUGUUCUAAAUGAUGAGAUGAUAAAAAAGAAAAAUUCUGAUAUGAAAAUGUUUGUGUAUUUUGCUAAACGGUUAUGCUUCAUAACAUGGUGUAUAUUGAUUUCAAUUAUAUACUUUUUUCCUUUUCACUUUUAACAUGUAUUGUCAUGUGAUCUAUCAAUCAAGUGAUCUCUGUCAUGUGACCUACUUGAUUGACCUGCUUUGAAAGAGUGGCAGCCGUUUUUGAGUGGCUCUGUUGAAGGCCAGUUUGGCCGAAACGCGUAGGCAUGUUUAAGCAGCCAAAUAAGAAAAUAAAUUUUUAGCAUCCUUCUUGAUCCUCGAUUUGUCUUAAUUUUUGAAUAAAUCUGGAAUCCCUG
This is a messenger RNA of Alosa alosa (allis shad), 2703 nucleotides long. Its product is annotated as 12-(S)-hydroxy-5,8,10,14-eicosatetraenoic acid receptor-like. The transcript has a single exon. Gene Ontology annotation, molecular function: G protein-coupled receptor activity. The record is from RefSeq and is a predicted model, not a curated record. Gene Ontology annotation, cellular component: membrane. Gene Ontology annotation, biological process: G protein-coupled receptor signaling pathway. NCBI's taxonomy places the organism in Eukaryota, Metazoa, Chordata, Actinopteri, Clupeiformes, Clupeidae. The coding region runs from base 977 to 1969 and encodes 330 amino acids.